Neurospora crassa OR74A is the source of this 2480-nucleotide messenger RNA. RefSeq lists its product as hypothetical. Gene Ontology annotation, molecular function: methyltransferase activity. The transcript is spliced from 2 exons. NCBI's taxonomy places the organism in Eukaryota, Fungi, Ascomycota, Sordariomycetes, Sordariales, Sordariaceae. The coding region runs from base 651 to 2027 and encodes 458 amino acids. The record is from RefSeq and is a predicted model, not a curated record.
UACAAGUGCGCUAGCUCGUCGUCCACCCUCACUUUAUUAAAUGCGGGCCUAGAGCCAGACGCCAGAGACUCUGGGGGUUGGGUUUGCUCUCGGUUAACAGUCCCGGUCGCCUCUCUUCUCCCUCUUUAUUGUCUUUGUCUGUCGUUGGUCUAUUCUUGAGUCCUUCUUCACCUUUUGCCCUGUCCUGGCUCCAGCCAGUCCCGUCCCGUGCUGGUGUUACCCGUCCUCUCCGUCUGGCCUCCUCAUCUGGCCGUCUCCCAUUUGGCUCCGACUGGAGGUCUGGAAUGACUCGGGAUCUUCUCCAUCCCACUUCACCUCUUACCGACUAUCUCCUCCUGCUCCUCGCUUCCUCUUGUCUGGCUUUUCUUUUUCUUGUUCGGUUUCCCCAACCCUUGUGUGUUUGUCCUACCCACACCUUCGUUUGACCGAGCAACCACUGUAUGGGAGGACGAAAACGACCACAACACUGCCGCUUUCUCACUUUACGCUGCCUCUGAUGCAGUUUCUCAGCUAAUUCGCGACUUCAGCAAUAUUCGCCAAAGAAUCUAAUGGAUAAAAGACGGCAACGAGCAAACACGCCCAGCAGAAUUAUCAGGCACUCACUAGAAAGAUAGGACCAACAACAGCAAAAAACAAAAGGAAGAAAAAAAAUGCCACAAGAUCAGAGAGCCUCUCCCGGCCCCAACGGAGCCCCAAGUCCUAGACCUUUGGCUGGGAGUGUGAACGGUCCUGCGGCAGUAGGUCAGCAAGCAGGAAGUCAAAGCCCGUCAGGAGACGCUCCGAUAAUAAUGAACAAUCCCGCCAUUGCUCAGCUCGAGGUAGACGACGAAAACGAAGACACGGUAUCCAUAUACACCAUGGAUGCCUACCCCAAUAUGACGGCUGCGUAUCAAGUCGAUCGUCCUCAUCACCCUGGCUCUGGCUCUGCGCAUGAUGAUGCCACAAUUGACUCGGCGCGAACAUUAUACGCCGAAGAUGUCGACUACACCACCGAGCACGAUCGGACCUACUGUGGCGACUACUUCAUGCCAGUUGACCAGACCGAGCAAACGCGCCAAUAUGUAGCUCACCAAGUGUACCUCAAGCUGUUCAACCUCGAGCUGACCACGGUACCGUUGCACAACCCUAGCUACAUUCUCGACAUCGGCACGGGCAUCGGUGAAUGGGCGAUAGGAAUGGCGGAAAAGUAUCCGCGGUGCGAGGUGUUUGGAACCGAUAUUGCGCCUAUCCAGCCAACCCAUCAGGUCCCCUUCAACGUCGAGUUUCACAUCGAGAACGCCGAGGACGAGUGGAUUCGCCCAGCUGACGCAGUCGAUUUGGUGCAUUUCCGGAACAUGGAAGGCGCCUUUUCCGACUGGCGCUACAUCUACCAGCAGGCGUACAACUGCCUCAAACCCGGCGGCUGGAUCGAAGUUAUCGACUACGACGACCACUUCACCUCCGAGAACUUUUUAUCUUACUUUGCGCCAGACUCGCCCGCACACCUGUUGGCCAAAGGGAUUUUGGAAGCCGCGCGAGUGGCGGGGCGGCCGCGCGGGAUUGACCACAUGAGCAAGGAACUCCUCGAGGAACUCGGGUACGUAGACGUCAAGGAAACCGUGUACGACAUGGGAGUCGGUUCCCGCGAAAACAGCAGCUACGGGAGCUUUUAUCUGUUCACGGUCGUUACGGGCCUGGAGGCAUGCUGCUUGCGCUCUCUGACCAAGUUUCUGGGUUGGGAUCCCAAGGUGGUGCGGGACAUGUGUAAGCAGACUGCCCUGGAGACGAGGGCGAUUGCCGAGGACACCUCGAGGACGGGCAAAUUUGUGGUCAAGCUCCGGGUCAUGGUUGCCAGGAAACCAACGGCGCAGGAGCAGUGGCUGGCCAGGGGCACAGGGGCAGUACCAACGGAGUCUGACUGCGGGACGCUUCGGGAUGGAGACCAGAGCACGAUUCGGUCGGUGAAGACGGUGAAGACGGCUAUAUCAGACGCGACGGGGCAAGAAGCGCGGCCCGUUUCUCAACGCUCGAAAAUCACCGAAGGAUGAGAUCUAAAGAAACGGGUGAGGGUUUUUCUCUGCUUGAACCGGGGAAAACUCCAUGCGAAACUCGGAAAGAGGAGAGCAAAUGGACGAAGCAGUGUCUUUAAAGGAUGACAGCAUGUCGAGCAGAGUAACAGGAUGCUUCGUUGUUGCAUCCUCUUGGUUAUGUAGGUAGAUACCCGGGCGUGCGAACCUGUAUAUGACAGACAGGGAAAUAACUCUUGCAAAUAUUCAUUUUGCCUAUGGCUGACAUAAUUCCAUCAAUUAGAGAGGAAAAGAGGAAUAUGAUCAAGUGCAACCUACCGACAUGUCGCAUUAGUUCGGUUCAUCAAGCUAUUGGAUAUGUGCAAAAUAAUGCCGAAUAUAUAUAUAUACACAUAGUUUUUCAGGUUCAUGAUGAAGCAACUAGAACGAGAAUACCGGACGCUAAGUAAUUCGGGGGAAGGCAGAGCAGCGAGG